Pogonomyrmex barbatus (red harvester ant) is the source of this 4290-nucleotide messenger RNA. Its product is annotated as alpha-galactosidase MYORG. Gene Ontology annotation, molecular function: hydrolase activity, hydrolyzing O-glycosyl compounds. The record is from RefSeq and is a predicted model, not a curated record. NCBI's taxonomy places the organism in Eukaryota, Metazoa, Arthropoda, Insecta, Hymenoptera, Formicidae. Gene Ontology annotation, biological process: carbohydrate metabolic process.
GUGGAACUCCUUUCGCGGCGAGAUCGUUAUCGGCAAUCGCUCGGAUUUGGUUGACAUUGUCAGUUUGAUGCUGAGAACAACUGAAAGAACAACUGUCUACGGUGUCUGAUGAAGAAAAUGGAUCGUGUUAAAAGAAAGAAAAAAAAGACGGGUGAAAAGAAAGUGCUGCUAUCCAUCGUCGAUCCUUGGGACGUGAAGGUGGCCAGUGUUGAUCCGAUCGGACUGGCCGAACGACGGGGCGUCUCCCUGUCCGUUUUACCCUUUAAUCAGGACGAGGGUGCCAGCCACGAGUGGCCAACCUUUGGUAGGACCCUCAAGAUACCGUCACCCUGGUACAAACCUGGCAGCGGCUCCUCCGAUCACGUGAACUCCACCAAGCUCGAGGAAUCGGCGGCGUUGAUCAAUCGGAUAGAUCCAUGGUACUCACCACAAAGGUCGCCUGUCAAUAGAACUCACGAUUCGCCGAAUCCGUCCAAGGAAAGAUCACGAGGUAACAGACAGAGAACCGGCGAGACAAGGCACGACGACGAGGCGGGCGAGGUCGACAAUGGAUUAAUCAAGGCUCCGCAGGAAAUUAGCCGCGACGAUUUCGAUGAUGUGGACGGUACAGCAGCGGUGCGAGUGCGUUUCGAGAUCGACCGAGCGGAGUCGAAGCGAAAUGGAGUGCGAUGUGAGAACGGCCGAGAUGUCGAUGGUGCGCCGCGAGUGUUGACGAAAAGUCAAGCCGCGAACGAUUUGAACAAUUUGAGGCCCGAACGGCGACCGAUCGCGAAGCGAAAUCGCGCAGGCGGAGUGAAUGUGGAAAAGAAACAGGAAGAUUCUUCGCGACGAACGGACCGUGUGGAGGUCGGUGAGGACGAGAGAGAUGCGAAUAAUGAACGAGACCAGUCUCGGAUAGUCGGAGAGAAGCCAACAAUUGUCAACAUCGUCCAGAGCUUGGUGGAAUCUAGGUACACUCCUCAAACCGCGACAGAGAGGAGAAUAAAAAGGAUGCCAUCAUGUCGUCGUCAAGGAACUCCGAAGGAAAUAGAUCUAGUGGACUUUCCAGGCAAAGCAAGUGAUAAUGCCAACGUUAUUGUUAAUACGGCGAAACAAGAAAAUAAUCAAAAAAUCGUCAACGAGACGAAAACGGUGAAAGUACUACCGGAAGUGACAGCGUUACGCAGCACGAAUAUAAGAAAAACCAGCAUAUCUAUGCCCAGCAAUCUUAACGAGAUGGAUGAUCUUCGGAUAGACAGACAAAACGGUACCGCCUCGAAAUUCACAAGAGAGGACAGCGAUACCGGCAGCAGCGUGACUUUCAGUAACAGCGGCUCGACACCGAAUGGAAGUCCCCUAGGAUCCGAAACGGAAGAGGAAGCGAAUGAUGAGGAGCUGGCCAGAGUGCCGCUGCAAGCUCCACCGCGAAGGAAGGGUAGAACCAUGUCACCCUCGGUUAACGAAAAAAUGGGAAAUGACGCUACGGAACUUUCGGGUGUACAAAGCGCAACUUCCACAAUAACCAGCGUAAACAGUAUCAGCAGUCUUCUGAAGGAGAAACUACAAUUAUCAUUACCACAGGCAUUGCGUAACAGCGCAAGACGUCAAAAUGCUGAUUAUAGACUUAAAGCAUUUGUUGGUAUCUUGUUCCUUUGCAUCGUUUUCCUCGUGGGAUUCGCACACAUUUAUUACACUCAGCACGUCCUACAACGAGCUUAUUUUGAGAAAUUUAGAUUCAAUAAAAACGAGAGGGUGAUGAGAGUGUACAGCAAUACCGGGGCGGAGAUCAUCGCUGCCCGACUCGGCGAGGGUAUCCCGCCGAACACAGGGGUGUAUCCUUGCCUUCCUCAUCAUCAACGGCAGGACGCGGUCUGUCUCGAGUGGCUGCAGCAAACGCGGCUCUACCUCGCUCAUACAAAGCGCGAGGGGAUGCACUGCUACCACGUCACUUGGCAGAGUCUGAGUCCCUAUUACAAUCCCAAGGACUGCUUCGACUGGUCCUCGAAGAGAGGCCACUGGUACGGCGCCGGUCAGAUUCAGAAUAUGGCUUAUCCCCUGGAACGCGGCCGCCUAGAAUUGAGUCCCUUCAUCACCGGUGACGUGAGAAAGCAUCCUUUCGGAAACGUGCUAAAGAGAUAUUUCCUCAAUUCGAAGGGCGCUACGAUCCUGGUGGACCUCGAGACCCCGCUCUAUGUCUCCAUCAAUGCAAAUCGUACCAACGACUUCUGUCUUCAGGCGAAACAUGACGCGUUUGCCUAUAUUAAUCACCUUACGCCGCUACCUCAGCUCAACUACACAAUCUGCGCGACCGACAACAUGAAAAGCUUGCACUCCUCGAUGGCGGAGAAGUCUUUAUGGGAUGGCUUAAAGCCCGAUGAACUGCACGCUGUCCAUUCUCUGCUAUCUGAACCGGUCUGGCAGAUCUCACCCACCAACGAGGCGGCCAUUUACAAUUAUACGGAGGACGUGAUCGCAUUGGGAUUCCUUCGUCAAGGGCAUGUUCUGCUGAGCGAGGAAUGGCAACCCAGUCCGGGUGAUUUUGUCCUGGACGAGGAACGAUUCCCUUCUAUGGAGGAAACCAUCAAUAUCAUUCAUCGCAGAGGAUUCAGAAUAGUGUUCAGCAUUCAGCCUUUUAUCUCCACAGAAUCUGUUAACUUCAAAGACGCAGUCGCUAACAGAUUAUUGAUCUCCGAAAGGGGAAGCGAUCCCAGAAUUCCAGCAUUAACAAGAUACAAGCAAAGUAACAGCGCCGGCAUGCUUGACAUCACGAAUAAUAAGACCUUACCGUGGCUGCAGACGAAACUUGAAAGUUUGAUCAUGAAAUACCACGUAGACUCAUUCUACCUCGACCUAGGCACUGCGCAGGACAUGCCACAUUACUACAAAUGCGAGCAGCCCCUGACCAAUCCCGACCAUUACAAGACUAUUUUUACCCGUUCGAUUUUAGGCACUAUACCUGUGAUCGGCGUCUCCAGCGCCAUUUCCAGGCCACGAGCGCCCGUUUUCGUGUCCCUGCCUCCCUUCCCGUCAUCUUGGAAGGCUAUCAAGACUGUCAUCCCCACUGUCCUCAGUUAUGGCAUGAUCGGGUAUCCAUUCAUUAUGCCAGGGGCAGUAGGCGGCGAUGUGGCGCUUCCGAUGUCAGACAACAAUCCGGACAACGAUUACGAGGUGGAUCUACCAGACAAAGAGCUCUAUAUUCGCUGGCUACAGCUUUCUACCUUUUUGCCCGUAAUUCGUUUCACUCAUCUGCCGAGCAAGUACUCGGACGAGUCAGUCCUGGAGAUCGCCAAAAGGUUGACCACCCUGCGACAGAAGACUGUUACGCCGUUACUGAAAAAAUAUGCGAACGAGACUCUAGAUACCGGAUUGCCUAUCAUCAGGCCGCUCUGGAUGCUGGAUCCUGCUGAUCCAGCCUGUCACGUGGUGGUUGACGAAUUUUCUGUAGGCGAGGAACUGAUCGUAGCGCCGGUGCUCUAUUCUGGUAGCAGGCAGAGAGAGGUCUAUCUGCCGGCUGGUGUCUGGAGAGACGGUAUCGAUGGAAGUCUGAGAAAGGGUUCGAGAUGGAUUCAUAACUAUAGAGUGGCCGAAGACAAGAUUGCGUAUUUCGUCAAGAUGCCGGACAAUACGAGAUUCUGAGGAAUCCCGAGGUCACUUCCGCUGCUUUGCAUUUCACGCGAUGCAUUACGGUAUUCAACGAAUCUCGAGAUCGAUGAAUUGGUGAUAAAGUGGUGAUUGAGCUUGUGAUUCAGCUUCGUGCGAUGAUGCGAGUUGCUCGUAUCCACCAAAUGAAUCGUCACGAUGUUUCUUGUGAUUGAUUCGUCAUAGCAUAACAAAUAUCGACUCACCUUGAUCUUUCGUUAAUAUGCAAGAUGAACUUGUUCCUCGGUGAAUGUGUUGAGAAAUAAUCAUGCAUUAGCAAAAUACAUAUCCGCCGCAUUUGAAUAAAGAUAAAAAGUUUGCAAAUGCGAUAUUAAGUAUAUCAACGAUUUCAGAACUGCAAUUACAAUAAUGAAGUAUCCGACAUUGUAAGAAUGCAGCAAGAUAAUUAUGUAGGGAUAAAUACUUAAUAGCACACACAAAAGAUUUACACGUUAGUCAAACGUGCUAUUCAAUAUUCAAUGAUAUAAUGAUUCAAUAUAUCGACAAACUUUGAUUACAAUAAAAGUAUUCAAUGUUAUAUUUUACGAAUAUGAAACUAUUGUCAAUACCAUAUUACAAUGCAUAUCGUAAAGCCAUAGUGACAUAUGCAUUGGAAGAACAAGAAUUGUAGAUUUAAAUUAUGCUGUCAAUUAUAUUUAUUUUACUUAACAA